GUCAGGGUCGUCUUACGUCUCUGUGACGUAAGACGUAUAUUUCACGCACGUUCGAAUAUUGUUGGCGCGCUUUUCCUGCGCUUGACAACAAGAGCUCGCUGACCAACGGCUAUUUAACAAUAUUAAGACGUUGUCCUUAUGUCGCCUCAGUAGCCGGGUCGGUGGCUACCUAUAAUGUGUUUGUUUUUGUUGUCCUGAUACAUAGCAGACGGAAUGUCUUCGAUUAAACCGUUUUCUAAAUUGCCGCAGCUGAACACUGCAAACGUACUGCUGGUGGAGAACGAAGGAAAGCUUCAGAAUGACUUGGCAGAUGCUAUUGUUCGGCAAGAAAGCAACAUCAACGUUACAGUGAGGCUGGCUCGAGGGCUGCCCCUACCGGCUGAGAACGAGGAGAAUAGACCCCGAAUCGACUUGGUUGUUUUCAUAGUGCACCUCUUCUCUGAACACAGCCUUGUUUCAACGGAGAACUCUCUGAAGCAGUUAGACACUGGUUACUUUCUGGGCAAAGUCUGUUUCCUAGUGACUGGUGCGCGUUGUGGAUUAGUCCCUGAUGAGCGACUGGUCUCCCUCAGGAAGCUGGCUGCUUCUCUGCACUGCCCCCUGCUGUUUGCUGAGCAUCAGACGAGAGAAGGAGUGAGCACUGCUGCUCAGAGAGUGCUGAAAAUACUGAGGGUGUCAGCAGGCUUGGUUCCCAUGGUGACCGGCUUGUACCUCUCCAGUGUCAGCCGUUGCACUGUGCCCUUGGACUCAGAUGGCAGCGUUCAGGACUGAGCCGGAGAUUGACAGAGAUGGUGGUCGUCUGGAUCUCCGUGGCAGUUGGUUGACCAGCCAUGCUGAAAUAUUGCUCUGAGUUUUUCAGUUUUCCUGUCCACUGGUCUCAGUAAACUUUUGACCUGCAUUUAUUGACUGCAUGAUGACCUGAAUACCAGUUAAGGCUGCCUGCCAUUUGGUUAUAUACAGUGCCCUCCAUAAUUAUUGGCAACCCUUGUAAAGGUUUGUAAAAAGGAUUUGAAAUAAUCCACCCUUCGGUGAUGUAGCUUGAUUUCACGCUGGGAAUAAUGAGGAAAAUCCAACCUUCCAUUGGUAUAAAUUUAUUCAAAGAAAAACAAAUCCUUCACCAAAAAAUAAUAAUUUUUAACCAGAACACCUGCCACAAUUAUUGGCACCCUAGCAAAAUAUAUUGAACACAAUAUAACUGAAGUGUUUCCCAUGUUAAUUGUAUUCUUUGAGUUGACUGGGGUUUGUGGGGAUCUUCAAGUUAUAAUCCAUGACUUCCUGAUUAAUUGGGAUACAUAUAUGAGGUAAGGAGGAGGCCAAAUUCCCUUGGUCAUCCAUGAAAAUUGGAAAGGUAAGAGAACACACAAGCCAAAGGAGGGAGGAGUGUGUUGACCUUCAUCAGUCAGGGAAUUGGUAAAAAAAAUAAAAAAUAGCUACUUGCCUGAAAUGCCCAUUUCUACUGUUAUAAUAAAAUGUGAGCAUCAACUGGAACUGUUACAAACCUACCUGGAAGAGGACCCAUGUUUACUUUGCCCCCAAAUCCACGAAGUUCAUUGUUGGUGAAUUAGAAGAAAAAGUAAAAUCUUGGGGUUGCCACGUCUCCAAAACCACCAUCCGACACCACUUUCGCGCUAACAGAUUAUUUGGGAGGCAUGCCAGAAAGAAGUCUUUUCUUUCAGUUAACCACAAACUUAAGCACCUGGAGUUUGCGAGAUGCUACUACAACUUUGAAAGGAACCAUGUUCUAUGGUGUGAUGAAACAAAAAUGUAGCAUUUUGGCAAUAAACAUUCAAGGUGGGUUUUGUGUAAAAAGAUGGUUGGCUAUAAUGAAAAUAACCUUAUCCCAAUUGUAAACUAUGGUGGAGGUUCUGUGAUGAUGUUGCCUGUUUUUCCUCUAAAGGCCCUGGAAACCUUGUGAGGGUAUAUGUUGUUAUGGAUUCCAUGAAAUACAUGGACGUUUUAUUUCAAAAUUUUACUGCCUCUGCCGGGAAACUAAAACGGGACCAUCAUUGGAUCUUCCAGAAGGACGGUGAUCCUAAACACAUGCCUAAAUAACAUAGAAAAGGUUAGCUGACCACAGAAUCAAGCUUCUGUCAUGGCCAUCUCAGACCCCUGACCUGAAAAAAAAUAGAGUUGAAAAGGAGAGUGGAGGAGAGGACCUAGGACCCUGGGUUACCUGGAGAGUUUCUGUGAAGUGGAAUGGUCUCAGGUGCUUUGCUCUCCACACUAAUAAAAUGUUAUACGACUCUGAGUGCUGGUAUACUGGCAAAGGGAGGCAAAGUAUUAAAUGCUGGGGUGCCAAUAAUUGUGGCACGUGUGUUUAUUUAUUGAAAAAUAUUUCUUGAUGAAGGAUUUGUUUUUCUUUGAUGAAAAUUUGAUGUUUUUCUUUCUCUCUUUUUACACAUCUUUACAAAGGGUGCCGAUAACGGCGGAGGACACAGUAUUACUCUUAUAUACUGUACAUGUAAAUAACAGGCAUGUCAGAUUCAGCCCCUGACUAAAAUUACUCCCAUUUCUUUUCAAUGUGUUCACGUCUGUGGUCUAGAUAGAAGUUGGUUAUUUUUGCGGUUUGUACCUGCUCCCUGCUUGAGCUGUAAAUAUUUUAUUUUGUUUGAAUUUUAAAUUGUGGUUUCAAAUAAAUUUUCCAUCAUCCCUUUUAAAAGCCACAUCUAAAAAAGGCAAAUGUUAUUUUCAUUGUGUCAACACCAGGUGGUGCAGUCAGUCACCUUUUUAUUUCAAAUGAAUUUUUUUAUUUGUUAUACGAAGUUUUUCUUUUCCCUCUUUAUCUGUACCACUUUUUGUUGUAUUGUCGGUUGUAGUUUAUGCUUCGGUCUCCUUUACAGGAGUGCAAUAGCAGUUUAACCCAAAGGGCGACCACCUCCAUACUUGUUGGGCUUGUAAAAACCACCUUCCUCGUUUCUAUAACCCAUUUUUCCUGUUACUCUCUGGACAGAGAAUUUGGAAAAUAUUGGUUAUGGCAAAUUCUCCCGAGCGAAAUGAGUGGCAGAGUGGCUCCUGCCGCCUCCCAAUCUCUGACCUUGCUGAAGUAACCUUCACAUUGCCCUUGGAUCUUACCGGGGUCUAUCCUGUUGCCAAAUCUGGUUCCAAAGUGCACACGGCCGUUUACUGAGGGAAGCUGCAUGCGCGGUGACACGUACUUGCAGAACAGUUACUGUGCCUGGUUUAUGUAAAGCAACUUUAUAAAUGUAUGUGAAUAAACUGAAUAUUUGUGUGAUUAAA
This is a messenger RNA of Brienomyrus brachyistius, 3237 nucleotides long. RefSeq names its product centromere protein M-like. The record is from RefSeq and is a predicted model, not a curated record. The transcript has 6 exons. Lineage: Eukaryota; Metazoa; Chordata; Actinopteri; Osteoglossiformes; Mormyridae. The coding region runs from base 214 to 771 and encodes 185 amino acids.